AAACUAGCUCCGCCGAGCAGGCAGACAUGUUUGGGAAAACGUCUGGUAAGGACGUUUGUUGAGAGGUAUGAUGUGUGUCGUGGACUGGAUGCACAGCGCGCGGUCCCCUACUAAUAGUGGUGCAUCUUAUGAGGGAGAGGCAGCGAGCAGUGUCAUCUUCGUGUACGUGAAGAAGUGAGUUGCUGCGCGAAGAUGAUGGAGACGGUGGUAGCUGUGUCCAAGCAACAGCAGUAUAGCCCGCAUCUCAAGAAAGUGCUCAAGACGUACCAGCUGAGUGCGGUCAAGAGCCUUCAUGGGCCCAGUACUUUGCUUGGCACGGCUACGGUGGUCCCGAAGAAGGAGCCUGCUACACCCGCAACCUCCGAUUGUGGUGACGUGUUCAUGGCCCCACCACCCUUUCCCAUACAGCAGCUUCCGAUCCUGACGACCCCGGAUCAGUCCCGCAGUGAACUCUCUGAGACUGUACUCGAGGGUGAAACCAUUUCGUGCUUUGUGGUGGGUGGCGAGAAGCGACUCUGCCUUCCUCAGGUCCUUAACAGUGUGCUGCGAGAAUUUAGUCUGUUUCAGAUAAAUCAAGUGUGUGAGGAACUACAGAUUUUCUGCUCGAGAUGCAAUCCUGAACAACUCGAAGUGCUUAAAGUGACUGGGAUUCUCCCCAUGACUGCCCCUUCGUGUGGACUCAUCACAAAGACGGACGCGGAACGACUGUCUAGUGCCCUGCUCCAUCGGAUUGGCGGGUUAGUGAUCAAGGCAGCAGUUUCGGCCCGCGAAGGGGGAGCCCUCUCCUUUGAAGUGUACCACGAGUGUUUUGGGAAGUGUAAGGGAAUUUGUACUCCGGAAUUGUACACGGACAGAAAUGCACAUUGCAUAGAGUGCGCUGAAUGUCACGGAAUGUUUUCACCGCAAAAAUUUGUUUGCCAUGUUCAUCGGUUUAAGGAAAACCGUACCUGCCAUUGGGGGUUCGACUCCAGUAACUGGCGUUCGUACAUUCUGAUCGCCGAGGAUCAGGAUGAAUAUGAAAAAUUGUCCAAAGUGCUGGAGAAAUUCAAGGAACAGCACGACAACACUGCCAACACAUUUCAACACAGCAAACGGAAACAGGUUCAACACCACGAGUCUGAUUCCAAGGAAGUCUCGGAACUUCAAGUAUUGAAGAAACCAAAAUUGGAAGUUGGACUGGAUGCUUACAGUGCUUACUUAUAUCCCAUGUCAGAGCCGAGUAAUCACAUUCUUUGGUAUGAAUCCUGGGCGCGCAUGUCUGCAUUCAGGCCUUGGCCCUCCCUUCUUACCAAGGAGGUUAAAGGGCAGCCACCACCCAUCACGAGGGACAGCUUACCCACCCCUGUGCCUACAUACCUGAGUCAUAGCCCACCAGUUCUCUUGCAUCCGGAGAGGGUGGUGCCCAUGUCUGAAUCUGAGAGAUUCGAGCGUAGUUUCCAGCCGAACGUCGCCCUAGCACCAAUACCACAGCAUCACAGAACCAGAUUAGAGGUAAAGACGGAGGAGCUGGAGGUGGACAAGAAGUCGGCGUGUUCCAAGAAGUCCCCUACGAGCCCAGUGUCUCCUAGUUCAGCAGUUCCUGCUCCAAAUGCUCAUAUAACUGCCGCCACUACUGCCACAACUGCCGGUCCUGUAUCAGGGGAACCUACUCUAUAUAACCCUGAAAUUGAACUCUCAACUGACACUGAAGAUAGCUCAUCAGACGUGGCUGGUGAAACAGCACUGAUGGGGACGGAGAGUAAGAAUGUGGUGGACCAGGUAGUCGCCGUUCUGGACACGCUGUGUGAUGCCAAGGAGGCGACACGAGCUCGAGUGCUUGAACUAGUGGAGCGCCUGGCACUGAGACUAGAGCAUCAGGAGGUCCAGUGCCAGCAACUGCGAGAAGAGAAUGAAGAGUUGCAACGUCUGCAUCACGAACAGGAACGUCGUCUCGGCCAGCAAGAAGAGCGCAUUGCUGAGCUGCAGCGUCGCUUGCACCAGGAGGACAGCCCUAUUAAGCGAGAUCCGGACGCUUUCCAAGAAAAACUGGUGACAGCGGAGAAAGAGAUACGUACCGUUCGCAGCGAGGCGGUAAACUUGCCUGGUGGAAGCCUGGGUUGGCGCGCGAGAGAGCCGAGCAGAAGCAGCAGCGGAGGGAGCCCAGUAUCCGUGAUCACCUCGUCACCACCCGUUGUCCCCCUUUUUAUCAAGUCAGAACCCCUCAGUUCCGAAUGAAUCGGUCAGUCGAAAAGAUGGAUCAUCUUGGCUCAAGAUGUCUUGAUCAUUAUUGCUCAUCAGUGUUCGUUUCGUGCUGGGCCGCGUCUCCCGGAGUGCCACGUCGAAGGCGCGCGAGGACCGAAGUGGAAGAGGAGGAGGGCCAUGUUUUGUACGUACUAUGUAAAGAUGAGAUGCUUUUGUAUAUUUAAUUUGUACUGCCAGCUGGUCGAUUGUUUAGAGAUGCUGAUGGCAGACGGCGACACUCGUACGUACGACGAAUGGCGGUGCGAUGCAGUGCCUAACUUUUUUUGGUUGAAAUAAAGCUUUGUCAUUGUGGAUAGCUAGCUUAGAAGGAGAAACAUGGGCAGGUUAAAAUCUACCACUGGCGAAUAUUUUUAUCAAUUUGAAAGUACAAAAUGUUUAGGUGCUGUAUUUUUUUCAGCACUGUUGAAUAUAUACAAUGUACAUUCAUUUUUUUUUUUUUUUCAUAAUUGCAAAUGUAAUUAGUGUAUAUUUGGUGUGCUGGUUUCGAGGCUUCAACAUUUUCUAUCCCUCCUCCAUGAACUGAAGUAGUUGACUCAUCUCAGCAUCUGUUGCGUCGUUAUGAACAUUCGUUUGUGAUCUCAAGUCAUCUGCGCGCGAAAACGCAGUCUGUUCAACCCGCAACCAUACAUAAAUGUAAAAAUAUAUAAAACAAAAAACAAACGAGUAAUAGAUAAAGGGCUAUUAAUAAUGCAACUGGCAGAAAAUAUGCAAAUACUCUUUAAGAUAUUUCCUUUCCUGGAUCUAAUGGUAUAAAUGUUAUGCUGCUUGUAAAUAAUGGCGUAGCCCCACUGUCAACGCGGGGUUAUGUCGUCUUGACUUGUAAUUGUGGCAGUCGCAAAACACGACCGUUCUUUCGGGGGUGCCCGUUGACUAGCGUGUGAAGUGAGACGAGUUACGCUGUAGCAUAACAUCCCGGUAGAAUUUUUUUUUUUAUUACAUUCCGUCUUUCUUGAGCCGCGUCUCCGCAUCGGAAAAUCCCGCAUGUGAAUCGCUUACUUCACAGGCUGCGUCGGUCACGUCGUCAUGUUCUCGCACGAGAGGAAUUCCCCUGUCUCGUAUUUUGUCCAUCCUUGUUCUUGAUAGUGAACCGUAAAGUUUGGGAUCUGGGCCAUGCAUGCCGCGUAAGCAAUAUGAGGCUUCGAUGCCUUUUUACUGCCAAAUGCCAUAUUUGCAUAUCGUGUCAUCAGAACAGAAUUCGCUUAUGUACAGUAUGGAAGACGCACCGUCGUUCUUUCUGCACGUGUUGCAUGCAUCAAGCCCUUCACCCCGUUCUUGUCAAUAAGUUCAGUGUUAGAUCGGAAAGGAGAUACUUCUCCUCUACCCAAACCAGGUAAUGUUGUACAAUGUGUUUAUCUUUUUUUUCUUUUUUGUAAAUAAACAUAAUUUGAAUCCUUAACGUGCCGUACCUGA
Molecule: messenger RNA, 3651 nt
Organism: Zootermopsis nevadensis
Lineage: Eukaryota; Metazoa; Arthropoda; Insecta; Blattodea; Termopsidae
Gene: Snoo
Product: Sno oncogene
Biological process (GO): negative regulation of BMP signaling pathway
Cellular component (GO): transcription regulator complex; cytoplasm; nucleus
Molecular function (GO): SMAD binding; DNA-binding transcription factor activity, RNA polymerase II-specific; RNA polymerase II cis-regulatory region sequence-specific DNA binding
Source: RefSeq, a predicted model, not a curated record